Messenger RNA from Rotaria sp. Silwood2, 828 nucleotides. The record is from the annotation of a GenBank genome assembly. NCBI's taxonomy places the organism in Eukaryota, Metazoa, Rotifera, Eurotatoria, Philodinida, Philodinidae.
AUGAAUAAUAGAAAAAAUUUAUGUUUAUUAACACAGGACGUUUUUCAACCUAUUAUUGAUUCAUCAUUACAAUUUCCUUUACAAUUAAGAAUAUUAUGUUCAUGUUUAUAUCAAGUUGUACAACAACGUUUUCUUGAAUAUCCUUUACAACCUGUAUCAACUGUUAUAUUUCGUUUUUUAAAUCCUGCACUUGUACUUCCACAUGAAUAUGGUAUUGUUGAUGCUCAACCAUUACCACGUAUAAAACGUGGUUUAACACUUGUAUCAAAAAUUCUACAAAGUAUUGCAAAUAAUUUAAUAUUUACAACAGAAUUUCAUAUGCGUUGUUUUAAUGAUUAUCUUCGUUCCACAUUUGAUUCAGUAACAAAUUUUAUUUUAUCAAUAAGUGAACCAAUUAAUAUAAAUACAAUAAUAUCAUCAGAUGAACAACAACAAUUAAUUGAAAAUAAUAAUAAUAAUAAUAAUAAUAACAAUAAUAAUAAUAAUAAUAAUAAUAACAAUAAUAAUAAUAAUAACAAUAAUAAUGAUUCAACAAUUGUUUCACCAACAUAUCCAAUGUCAUAUAUAAGUGAUGCAAAUGUUUUAGCAUUACAUCGACUUUUAUGGUUGAAUCAAGAAAAAAUUGGAUAUUAUUUAUCAAGUGGAAGAGAUCAUAAAGCUAUCAGACGAAGAUCAUUUGAUAAAAUGGCAACAUUAUUAGCUUAUUUAGGUCCACCUGGUCAUAGACCAUUAGAUUCACAAUGGAUUUCAUAUAACAUGACAGCAACAAAAUUUGAAAACUUAUGGCGAAAACACAACUGCAUGAAAGAGAAGAAUUUAAAUCAUUAA